This is a messenger RNA of Rotaria sordida, 717 nucleotides long. Lineage: Eukaryota; Metazoa; Rotifera; Eurotatoria; Philodinida; Philodinidae. The record is from the annotation of a GenBank genome assembly.
AUGCAAUGGAAGAUGGGUGAUACGAAUGGACAAGUAGUAGCUGGUGGCAAUGGCCAAGGAAAUCGAUUGGAUCAAUUGCAUGAACCAACCGAUGUGUUGAUCGACAAAGAGACGGAUAGUCUCAUUAUUUGCGACACUGGACGAGUCGUACGAUGGUCUCGUCGUAGUGGUACAACUCAAGGAGAAAUCCUCAUCAAUAACAUCGAUCCUUAUGGAUUGGCCUUGGAUGAUCAGAGAUAUCUCUACAUCUCUGACUACAAGAAACAUGAAGUAAGACGAUAUCAAAUAGGAGACAAGAAUGGAACUAUUGUGGCUGGUGGCAAUGGCCAAGGUGCUGGUCUCAAUCAACUCAACGAGCCGACCUACAUCUUUGUCGAUCAACAACAGACUGUCUACGUGUCAGACUACAACAAUCAUCGUGUAAUGAAAUGGAAUAAAGGUGCAAAAGAAGGAAUUGUCGUCGCUGGAGGUGGAUUUAUUACAACAGAAAAGAAUGAAACAAGAAAUAUUCUUCUUUUCAAUAAAAAUUUAUUUAUAUCGACAUCAAGAUCAACAAUUUGUUAUUCAUGUACAAAUUUUAGAAAAAUUUAUGCUAAAAUAAUGGAUUUGAUUCAUACAUUAGAUUUUAAAAAAAUGAAUACUCGUUGUUAUACUUAUCAUAAGAUUCGUAAACAUAAAACUCAAUUAGGUAAACAAUAUUUUGUUGCAUUAUCAUGA